CACACAUACACAGAUCCUCAUCCUCCAUUCCUCCGGUACACACAUCGAUCACGCAAAGCAAGGCACGAGUGCGUAGUACGCACGCACGGACGUACUCCGUUGAGAGCUCGGAAGGCUAAUUGGUGAUGGGGCGCCACAGCAGCAGCGGCAAGCCGGAGGCUGGCGGCGAGCAGUACCGGAAGGAGGAGAAGCAUCACAAGCACAUGGAGAACCUGGCCAAGCUCGGCGCCGUCGCCGCCGGAGCAUACGCUAGGCACGAGAAGCACGAGGCGAGGAAGGACCCGGAGCACGCAAGGUCGCACAAGAUCAAGGAGAAGAUCGCCGCCACGGUCGCGGCCGGCAGCGCGGGAUUCGCCAUACACGAGCACCACAAGAAGAAAGAGGCCAAGAAGAACGCUCGUCAUGCCCACCGCCACUGAUACACUCAUGGAUGCAUAUGCACACAUAGACCCUAGCUAGUUAUCUUAUACAGUAUAUCUUAUAUGUACGGCCGGUUACAUUCAUUCAUUUUGUUGUCUUGUUCCAUAGUAUUGAAUUGCUGUUUGGUAUGUGUAUUCUCGUGACAUAGUCGUAUAGUAUGUUGGUACAUUCUUGUAGUCCAUGUUUGGGCACAUCUCCUCUAAUAAUAAUCUACACGCCUUCUUUUC
This is a messenger RNA of Triticum aestivum (bread wheat), 647 nucleotides long. Its product is annotated as abscisic stress-ripening protein 1. NCBI's taxonomy places the organism in Eukaryota, Viridiplantae, Streptophyta, Magnoliopsida, Poales, Poaceae. The transcript is spliced from 2 exons. Bases 126 to 419 code for a protein of 97 amino acids. The record is from RefSeq and is a predicted model, not a curated record.